Messenger RNA from Cheilinus undulatus (humphead wrasse), 3838 nucleotides. RefSeq names its product nuclear transcription factor, X-box binding 1 (gene nfx1). Gene Ontology annotation, molecular function: zinc ion binding; RNA polymerase II transcription regulatory region sequence-specific DNA binding; DNA-binding transcription factor activity, RNA polymerase II-specific. Gene Ontology annotation, biological process: negative regulation of transcription by RNA polymerase II. Bases 172 to 3462 code for a protein of 1096 amino acids. NCBI's taxonomy places the organism in Eukaryota, Metazoa, Chordata, Actinopteri, Labriformes, Labridae. The record is from RefSeq and is a predicted model, not a curated record. The transcript is spliced from 23 exons. Gene Ontology annotation, cellular component: nucleus.
UGGCGGGGGUGAUAGCUGCCACAUUUAGGGGUGUUGGUCUCAGUUUUGACAACCAGAAGAAAGGUAAAAACGUGAACAUUGUGUCUGAGUAAAAAGUUUCGCCUGUCAUCCCUCAGAAAACAGCCUGCUUUCCUCAAACUUUUGGCGUGGGAGAACCAGAGUCCACACUGAAUGGCUGAGGGCUCCUCAGACCCACCUGACCUCAAUCCAGAUGAGGCGUCACAUCAAAAACCCUACCAGCACAAACCCAGAAGAGGCCGGCCAAGACAUGACAAUGACAGAAACCUGAGAAAUAAUAGCUAUAAUCCUCCUCAGCAGUACGGACACUUUCACGAGGGCCCAUUUAGCCAUGAUCACUCAAAUUAUGCAUUUUAUCAUCAUCAUCCUCCUUACCAAGGAGAGGAUGGAUCCAGAAGGAGAGGCAGAGGUAGGGGGAGGAGAGAUGGGAAUAGAAAUGAGAAUUACGGUGGCUCCGGUUCCUGGUGGCAGAGACAAGGAGAAGAUUAUGGACCUAACAGAGGUGCAGGGGGUGGUCGCUCAGGAGGACAUCCUAUGGAUGGACCUGAUGGACCCAACUGGCGCAGAGAGGAUGAAGGUAAACAUUUGGAACAAACUAAUGGAGAUCAGGCUAAAAGACCCAGAAAGUUUAGCCAGGAGCCAAGGAGAGGACAGCAGAAUGGUAAAGGGCCUUACUUAAGGGAGAAAAACAGCGGAGCAGCAGGAGGAGAAAACCCCCCUUCCAACAUCAGGAGCAGCAGGACAGGUUCAGACACUCAGCAUGAAGACCAUCAGAUGAAGAAAACUGAGGUGAAGAAACGACAAGGACCAAUCAAACCACCCAAACCACAAUCUCAGGAGGAAGCAGGCUCAGAGAGGACGGCCAGUGGUCAGGAAGACUCGGGCAACACUAAACCAUUUCAGGACAUUAAGGCUAACUCUGGAAGAGGCUCUGGACAACAUACGCCCUUUUCGGCUAGAGGGGGGAGAAAAAGUCAUCAUCAAAACCACAGACAGGGUCAGAGGAACUGGAACAGGGUACCAGAGAGCAAAGAGACCCAGACAGGGUGUCUUAUUGAACAGCUGUCUGAGGAGAAGUACGAGUGCAUGGUUUGCUGUGACAUCAUCCGGCUCAUGGCCCCUGUGUGGAGCUGCCAGAGCUGCUACCAUGUCUUCCACCUGAACUGCAUCAAGAAAUGGGCUCGUUCUCCAGCCUCUCAGGCAGACGGUAAAACCAUCAACAAACAUCUGGAUUUUUCACUGUUGGCGGCGCUGACCCACUUCACUCUGCUUGAUUCAGCUGAAGGUUGGCGUUGUCCGGCCUGUCAACACGUUGCACUGAAACCACCAACCUCCUACACUUGCUUCUGUGGUAAAGUGACGAACCCGGAGUGGCAGCGCAGUGAGAUUCCCCACAGCUGUGGUGACAUGUGCGGGAAGAAAAGGAGCGGCAUAGACUGUAACCAUCCCUGUAACAUCUUAUGUCACCCUGGGCCGUGUCCUCAGUGUCCUGCCUUUGUCACAAAGUCCUGCGUCUGUGGAAAGACCAGUCAACCGAUGCGUUGUGGUCAGGGCACAGUACUGCAGUGUGACAAGGUGUGUGGUGCCUUACUUAACUGUGCAGAGCACUCGUGUGCCCAGGUGUGCCACAGUGGAGCGUGUCAGCCGUGCCAGCUGCAGGUUCAGCAGGUGUGCUACUGUGGUGUUACGACUCGUGAAGUCCCGUGUGGCACGGAUAAAGAAGGAUAUGAUGGUUUGGGGUAUUUCUGCUGUCAGAAAAUAUGUGGGAAGAUGUUAAACUGUGAAGCUCACCGGUGCCAGCAGCUGUGCCACAGCGGCCCGUGCCAACCGUGUCCUCGCUCGCCGAGCCUGGUGAAGACAUGUCCGUGUGGUCAGACACCGCUGGCCAAACUGCUGGAACUAGGCUACGCUGAGCGACAGAGCUGCUCGGACGCCAUUCCUUCCUGUGGAAAGACGUGCAACAAACCCCUCGCAUGUGGCUCCAGCGACACUGUCCAUCUUUGUGAGAAGUUGUGCCAUGAAGGUAGCUGUGGACCGUGCUCGCUGACCUCUACCAUCAGAUGCAGAUGUAGCUCAAAGACUAAGGAGGUCCCGUGUGCCACAAUCCAAACAGAGGAGGAGCUUGUUUUCACCUGCGAGAGGCGCUGCAACAAGAAACGCUCCUGUGGAAGACACAAGUGUGGAGAGCUGUGCUGUGUGAAUGUGGAGCACAAGUGUCUUCUGAUCUGUGGCUACAAGCUCAACUGUGGCCUCCACCGCUGCCAGGAGCCCUGUCACCGUGGAAACUGUGAGCCCUGCUGGCAGUCCAGUUUCGAUGAGCUGACGUGCCACUGUGGGCUCACCGUCUUGUACCCUCCUAUCCCCUGUGGCACAAAGCCACCAGAGUGUAAGAACAUGUGUACAAGACGACACGAAUGUGACCACCCAGUGUUCCACAACUGCCACAGCGAGGAGAAGUGUCCACCUUGCACUUACCUCACUCAGAAAUGGUGCAUGGGAAAUCACGAGCAACGCAGCAACAUCCCAUGCCACCUGCAGGACAUCUCCUGCGGCCUGACCUGUAAUAAAACACUGCCGUGUGAAAUGCACCGCUGCAGGCGUAUCUGCCACCGUGGCGAAUGUUUGCCAGACGGUAACUGCCAGCAGCCCUGCACGCUGCCUCGUCCAGACUGCUGCCACCCGUGUGGCGCCCCGUGUCAUAAAGGAGACAGCUGUCCACGCACCACCUGCACCGCCAAGGUGGCUGUGCAGUGUGACUGUGGCCGAAGGAAGGAAAUGGUUGUCUGCUCGGAGGCAGCCAGCUCCUAUCAGAGGUAUGCAGCCAUCGCCAUGGCCAGCAAACUGUCUGACAUGCAGCUCGGUGAUUCCAUGGACAUCGCCCCACUGCUCACUAAGAAGGAGAUGAAACAGACCAGGCUUGAAUGUGAUGAAGAGUGUGCCACGCUGGAGAGGAACAGGCGUUUGGCGGAGGCGUUGCAAAUCGACACAUCUUCUGACCCAUUCCAUGUUCGCUCUACCUCUGUAUACAGCGACAGCCUCAAAGAGGAUGCCAGAAAGGACCUGAAGUUUGUCAGUGAGGUAGAGGAGGAGCUUAAGAAUCUAAUUGAGCUGGUAAACAAGGGAAAACAGCCAAAGAGAAGCCACUGCUUCAGACCCAUGAACAGAGACCACCGCAAGAUCAUCCAUGAACUAGCUGAGAUCUACUGUGUGGAGAGCGUGAGCUACGACAGCGAGCCCAAACGCAACGUGGUCAUCACUGCACAAAAGGGAAAGUCGCUCUGUCCAAACUCCACUCUGACAUCACUGAUAGAGCGGGAGACGGCGGCGAGGGCCCCUCCUCCCAUCGCUCAUAUCAAACAGCACAUCAGCAAGCCUGCUACUGGAACCUGGUCAAAGGUGGUCAAAGAAGAACCUAUGAUCGAUUAUUUUGAUGUUCAGGAUUGAAACGAGGCUAAAACAAAAUCAGAGCAAACCUCAGGAUCCUUUCACAAUUAUAUCUGCCAAAAUUUCUAAAUAACCUUUUUCAUUUGUGUUCAUGAAAGAUCAAUCAGAAUCCCUCUGGCUUCAUAAUCAAAUCAAACAAUUUCUUGAAAUAUCUCUAAGAUGUGAUCGCCUCCAGGGAACGCCCACACUUGAUUUAUUCAAGGAGGAGGAAUUGAAUAAGUCAAGAGUCAAGUGCUCCAUUUGAAUUCAGACAUAAAAGUCUCCCACAUUUCUGAAGAUGGAUCAUUUUGCAAAGCUCUUGAUUGCUUCUUCGCCUCCUUUGUUUGCAGCCAUACCCUGGUUGAACCCGACUUAAUAAAAAGUCAAUUUGUCCUUA